UGGCUGGAUACCUACCGAAUCUUGUGCGUAAAAGCUAUUUUGGAAAGACAUCUGGAUAUCCAGAAGUAACUGUUUUAAGUGAACGACAAGGGGGGAAGCGAUCGCAGAAGAAAAGAAUAGCGUCUGAAGAAAAGCAGCUUCCAGCCAGAUCGCUGAUUUGUGACUGUCUAUUUACGGCUGACAAUCAGAAGUUUUCUCCAUGAGAACCUGACGCGGCCCUGCUUGACGAGCCUCGGACGCCAGGGAGCCGCCAAACACACAGGUCUACAGUUAUUUCUCUUUUUUUCAAUAGCUUCUAGCCAUGUGUGCAUUCUGUAGUUGGAGAUAAAGCUGCAGCUAAAGCCUGGUGUGGUUGUAAGGGAGAGAGGGAGGGUGUGCGCGCGCUCUCGCUCAGUAACCUCGCCGGACGAGAGGAGGAGGAAAUCUGGGAGAGAGGGGGAAGAGAAGCGGCGUCUCCAAGGAUGACUUUAGGGACGGAUAUGUCCGACAGCUCUGCAUUGUCCGAAGAUGUGGACAUAGAUGUGGUCGGUGGUGACAUAUCCGUUGGAAAGGACGGGAAGUACAUUCACCACGAGUUCAACUUGGACAAUGACUCGGACGAUAAUUACUCGCAGAACGCGGCGGAGAGGGUUUCCUCUCCUGGGCUCAGCAGCUCCGACUGUCCGUCGGACCAGUUGGGGUCCAGCGCAGAGUCCGGGGCCGGGAUUGGAGACAAACCCAGAAAAAGUGCACUUGUGAAGCCACCCUACUCUUACAUCGCCCUGAUUACAAUGGCCAUCCUGCAGAGUCCCAAGAAACGCCUCACUCUCAGCGAGAUCUGUGAGUUCAUCAGCAAUAGAUUCCCCUACUAUCGGGAGAAAUUUCCCGCGUGGCAAAACUCUAUUCGCCACAACCUUUCUCUAAACGACUGCUUCGUGAAAAUACCACGAGAGCCCGGCAACCCCGGAAAAGGCAACUACUGGACUCUCGACCCGGAUUCCGCAGACAUGUUCGACAACGGCAGCUUCUUGCGCAGGAGGAAGCGCUUCAAGCGGCACCAGACUAACGAAAUCCUCAGGGACUCUGGCGGCUUUCUACCCGGGUUUGGAUACGGCCCAUACGGAUACAACUACGGACUGCAGCUGCAGAACUUCCACGCAGCGCACAACCCUUACCACCCACACCACACAGGUGGUUCAUUCCCGUUCCCAAACGCCCCCUGCACCUUGCCCUCGUCAGCCUCCAUAUUCCCCGCGCCGCAUCACCUGCCCUCCCUUUUAGGGGCCGAUUUAAGAAAGCCCUUUUAUCCUCAACUCAGCCCAUCUCUGCCACCCCUCAAGACGGACUCCAGCACCCCGAGUCGGCCUUCAUUCUCCAUUGACAAUAUCAUCGGUGCUGCCAACUCCACCGCCUCUUCCUACAGCUCGCAGCCGGGGAGCCAGGCUCAGAUCCUGGCCAUGCUGACCCCAGCACUGGCCUCUGCUUCCAGUCACUUGAACUUAACACAGGAGAGCAUAUUACAACCUGGGCCACAAGGUCAGACUUUUUCCAGCAAAACCCCAACUAUGAACACUUGUCAUUUCUAGAAAAGAGAGAAAAAAAAAAGAUCUCAAAGACGCUGAAAACCUUUUAUUAAAAAAAGCCAACUGUGGCCUCGUCCUGUUAGAAGGUAGGACGUGCAUUCUUGCUGAAGUAAAAAGGGUUUUGGGCUCCUUCAGUUUUCUCACAAUGUAAGCGAGGAGAUAAGUUUAUUUAUGGUUUGUAAAUAUGUGUAUAAUAUUAAGAAACAAUAGCAAGAGAAACUCGGAGAAGGACCGUUUUUUAAAGAAAAAAACAAACAAAAACAAAGCUGACCUGCAGUCUGGCCUUCAUUUGUCAGAGCUGGGAAAAGAAAAUGAUUCUGUUGUUUUAAGUUAAAUAUGCCACCAAUGGGAGAUUAAUUCCGAUUUUUAAAAAUAUAUAAUUGAGAAUUUUAUUAUGAUUUAUAUUGUUUUUAUUUUGUGCGUCGUGAGAAAGUGGCACUGUUGUUGUUGAUACAUAGGUUGACAAGACGGCAAACUCAGGUUUUACUUAGAAAGCACAUGGGAGACAAAGAGGGGGGGUAUCCUGACAUACAAAAAAGAACCGUUUCCCCACUAGCGCUCCCCUUCGGCCUCCUCUAUAUGGUGAACUUGUGCCAAUAUCAUUUCAUGCUGUCAGUGGACACGUAGGCUGUGUGAUUUUUGGUAUUAAAGAGCGCAAUACAAUUUUCUCUCUCUGUCUCUCUCUCUCUCUAAACCUUUUAAUUGUUCGUUCUACCUAUUCACAAUUUAAUCUGUGAAACAUACAGUAUGUGUUGCCAAUAGAUAAACGCCUAAAUGUUCAUAGGUCAUUUUUUUGUUGUAAUGACGAGAAUAAUAAAUGUUUGUGAAUUUAAA
Messenger RNA from Mugil cephalus (flathead mullet), 2396 nucleotides. It is a transcript of the gene foxd2, whose product is annotated as forkhead box D2. Bases 462 to 1565 code for a protein of 367 amino acids. Gene Ontology annotation, biological process: regulation of transcription by RNA polymerase II; cell differentiation; anatomical structure morphogenesis. NCBI's taxonomy places the organism in Eukaryota, Metazoa, Chordata, Actinopteri, Mugiliformes, Mugilidae. The transcript has a single exon. Gene Ontology annotation, molecular function: DNA-binding transcription factor activity, RNA polymerase II-specific; RNA polymerase II cis-regulatory region sequence-specific DNA binding. The record is from RefSeq and is a predicted model, not a curated record.